This is a messenger RNA of Rodentolepis nana, 543 nucleotides long. Lineage: Eukaryota; Metazoa; Platyhelminthes; Cestoda; Cyclophyllidea; Hymenolepididae. The record is from the annotation of a GenBank genome assembly.
AUGGGUAUCGAUAUUAGCCAUAGGUUCAAGCGAAAGGUUGUUCGCAGAGACCCAAAAAGUGAGGAUGUUUAUCUUCGUCUUAUGGUGAAGUUGUACAAAUUCCUGGCAAGACGUACGCACUCUAAAUUUAACAACAUCAUUAAGCGUCGUCUCUGCAUGAGCCGUACGAAUCGUGCUCCUCUUUCCCUGUCUCGCUUGGCAAGACAAAUGAAGAAGCCAGGAAGGGAAGGCAAGAUUGCUGUUGUCGUUGGUACCGUUACUGAUGACAUCAGAAUGCGUGAGGUUCCCAAACUAAUGGUUUGUGCUCUUCGCAUUACUGCUGGAGCUAGAAGCCGAAUUCUUAAGGCUGGUGGCAAAGUGAUGACCAUUGACCAGUUGGCUCAGAAGGCUCCCCUCGGAAAAGGCACAGUCCUACUCCAAGGACCAAGGAAAGCUCGUGAGGCUUGCAGACACUUUGGACUUGCUCCUGGUGUGCCAAACAGUCAUACUAAACCCUAUGUAGUAUCCAAGUCCCGUGAGCGUACCAAUGCCCACAGAGCAUAG